Orbicella faveolata is the source of this 4316-nucleotide messenger RNA. RefSeq lists its product as uncharacterized. The record is from RefSeq and is a predicted model, not a curated record. Lineage: Eukaryota; Metazoa; Cnidaria; Anthozoa; Scleractinia; Merulinidae. Gene Ontology annotation, biological process: lipid metabolic process. Gene Ontology annotation, molecular function: phosphoric diester hydrolase activity.
UUUAGGUAAAGAAUUUGUCAUAUUAGUCAUUAGGAAGUUCGGCCAUAUCAUUCGUUGGAAGAGCGUUCGAAGAGAAAUUGACAACGUCACAGCUGUAACUUCAACCUUGUGAUGGUGCAGCCUCGUGGAAUCUCGUUUUCGUGUCUGGUGAGACACGAGGCGUCCCUCGACGCUGCACAACUUCCGCGCAUGCCCAGAUUGGUAUGCUGCUUCGCUUCGCUACGCAGCAAUGAAGGCACAACUUUUAUGUUUUUUGUUGUCCAUUUCCGACCUGCUGUGCUUAAUAUUUCUGGUUGCUGACAUGUAAACAUAUUUAACUGUUACAGAACAGUUUGUAUCAUUUCUUAGUACAUCGUAUAUGGUCGUUUAUUUACACCGAGUCUGAUCAAAUUACAAGGGUAUAGGAUAGCCUUGUAAUUGUAAAAUGUUCUAAACUAGUGCAGUAAGACCAGCUUAAAAAUCACUUGUAGAUAAAAACGUGAAAAUCUUCAUUCCACACUCCCGGUGCAAGUUUGUCGUUAGGUGUCCCUGAGAUAGAACCAGAAUCCGCCUUCUAAAAAUAAAAGAAUUAGUGUCGAAGCGUCUUGUAAUUAUCAGCGUUUAGUUGACACAUUUUGCAAAGAUAUACCGUAUACAAAUUAAGGUAGACUUAAAGGUUUGUGUGCGAUUUACGCUCAACACUAAUGUGUACACACCUUUUUUAGUACUCGCACCAGAAUUCGGACACAAUGGCCGUGCUUGGGUACAGUGUCAAGCUCUCUCUAGGCAGUGCUCGGGUUAAAGCAAAUUUCUAUAUUUUGGUAUUGCAUGUCAUCCUUGUCUAAAAAGGGCGGUGAUUACAUCACACAACCUGACAACAAAUUAGACAACGCCACCAAGUAAAAGGUACUUUGGAUUUUUUAUGGCCACAAGCGUUUGGCCGCCAUCACACAAAAUUCAUUUCACGCAUGGCUGCACGAUUUCGGGAACCUGAGAAUCAGUGAAACACACUGACGCUGUUGUUUCACUGAUUCUAUCCCACAUCAGUUAAAAACAGAACAACCAGAAUGGAAAGAUAACGAAGCUUAGAAAAGACUGCUCCACCUCACGGGACCCGAUCUAGCAUCCAUCACUUAGUGACAUCGUCAAUUAUUUUUAAUGCCGUCCUUUUGGACGAAGAGUUCAACUAAUCUUCAGUUUUAAAUGUGUUUGCCCUAUUCCUGGAUUUUGGUUUUAAUGUUUUUCGUUGCCACCUGUUGUUCUCGCAUCGAUGGUUUUUGGUUUUUCUCCUGUCCCCAUGGCAACGGCAAGGGGCAGGCUGGUGACAUUUGUUCCGCUUUCUGUCGCUGCCAUCCCUUGAACACCUGCGAGGCGGGAGUACAGAAAUGUGCGGCUCCCGGAGUGUAUGGAGACCGCUGUCAUGUCACAAGGCCGUGCGCCAGUGGAUUCAGUUGCCAUCCGGGAGUUCAGAAAUGUUUCCACGUGCCUCGUCUUCAUGGUGAGCCCUGCGUGGCCGGGUAUGAUUGUGGAAGUGGUCUCUCUUGUGAACCAGGCGUUCAGCUUUGCUUCCAUCAUCCUCGUCGAUACGAAGAGCCGUGUUCUGCGGGAUUUUCUUGUGCCCCAGGUCUAAGCUGCCAACCGGGCUAUCAGAAGUGCUUGCAUCAUCCGAGAAGGGAAAAUGAGCGCUGUUCUGCGGGAUACGCAUGCGCUGAUGGACUAGUGUGUAGGUUGUGUGACAAACCAUAUGCCACCUGUCAAAUGUCACGUGUACCUGCUUUUACAGAACAGGAUUAUGACAGGCCCUUCAACAAAGUGGCGUUUCUUGUUACCCAUAAUUCCUUCUCCAACUCGCCAAACUUUGCUGUAUGGGCCCGCAAUCAACGAUUCAGCGUCAGUCAGCAGCUCAAGGAUGGUGCGCGCGGACUUAUGUUAGACAUAUACCCAGGGUGGGGAGCAGCAGAGGUUCGUCUCUGUCACGCUUCUUGUUUCUGGAGUGGUUCGUCAAAUCUUCUGGACACGCUGAUUGAAAUCAGGAAAUUCCUUGAAAGUAACAGGCAUGAAGUUAUCACCAUCAUCUUUGAGGACUACUUAAAAAAUCCUACAAUUCUGAAACGAGUAUUUGACCAAGCGAGAAUUUCUCCUUACGUGCUGCUAAAGGACAGUUAUGGCGAUGGGUUCCAUGAUUGGCCCACGCUAAGAGACAUGCGCAGAUUGGGUCGAUUGGUGGUGUUCAACAACAAUGGUCUCAGUGGUUUUCCUUAUACGGAGUCCAAUAUGUGGCAUUACGUCAGAGAGAACCGUUAUGGCAGCCCGGGGCAAAACGUGAAGAAAUGUGUUGAUCGCGCAGAAUCCCGUUGGAACGCUGUCUGGAAUGACCGCUGGAGCCUGGUUCUAGUAAACUGGUUCAGUACAGCGGCUAACCCUCUUCAGCCAUGCCUGAAUUCGUAUAAGAAAAUCAGAGAGAAACUGACUACAUGCCACGACAAGUUUGGAUUAUGGGCAAAUUUUAUAGCGGUUAAUUUCUACACCGCGGGCUCCGGAGGUGGAGCUUUUCAAGCUGUCAGAUGGCUUAACGACAUGCUUAAACGUAGGUGUAGACAAUAACCUCAUUGCUAGCUGCAUUCGUCAAUUUUGUAUUACGGAGGAGGUCCUAUCGGCCCUUGUUUUUAUGCUCCUACUCUCCUGUUGUUACCAGCGAGAAGCCUGGUGUGAAUGCUGAUGCGAUGUUUAAAUUUCUUGCAUGGUUACAAGCAUCGUGAACAAGUUAGGAAAAUAGGCUGCUAUGAGUACCGUGAAAGUGAAGAAAUAUGAAAAACGUUUCCUUUGAUCAACAUAAGAGUAGACUUUAUAGUACAAAAGAUGGUUGGGCUGAGUAUAAUAUAUCAGAAACAAAUCAUCUAAAAUAAACAUAACAAAGUUACAAAACCCUAACUGGCUCAAGGCAAACCAAUUGGUUAGUCACAAGGGAGGCCGACUGGUUGAACUCGGGGCGUGACCGCUUAGGAAUUGAGAUUUGUCCUAUGUUGAGACCAUGUUUCCACUCAACCCGAUUUAUUUGUUUGUACUUUUGUUUUUAGGGGACAAGCAGGUCGUCAAAGAAAGAAAAGCAUCAAUUAUUCCAUUUCCUUCAACUGACAUUGUCAGUGAUUGGAAUGUAACCAGUCAGCACCGUCCAUUGGAACCCAUUGAAAAGCAGAACACAGUAGACGGGGUUGGCUACGGUAGAGGCUUCCACGAUCUCUCAGAUAUAAUCUCCCACAUAUUGAAACAUCACCGCAAAAGUUGGGUCAAGGAAAAGAACUCAUUCCAAAAAUUGGGGAGCACUUCUAAUGCAAGUGCACUUGGUGUACUUGCUCAUACUGCUUUACCAAGUCAAUUCAGUCAAAGAAACAAACAUAGAAAAGUCCAAAUAAGCCAUCACGUAAACCAGGCAAUUUUGCCAGAUUUUGAAAGACAUGACACAAUCCCAAUAAGCCAUGACCAGUUUAGUGAACACAAAUCUAAGAAAAUACACAAUUUGAAAAAGUUAUCGCAAUGGGAAGUUUCUAGGUCAAGAAAUAACAGCUCGCAUUUUAAGAAAGGAAUCACGCACUUUAUUCACUUAGUAAAGUCAUCAAAAUUAACAAACAGACUAUCAAAGAAUCGUCUAUCACUUUCCACCAAGUCAUUAAGAGAUGAAAGAAGAAAAAUACCAAAAGGAAGAUUUCGAACAUCAAGUGGACUUCGGAAAGUAUCUGGGCGUGUACUCAAAGAAACAGUUACCAAGGCAACACAAGAACCUUAUCUGCCUACUGCUCGGUUAUCACCGCGCACUCACAGACACAACACAAUCGGCGCACGAAUAAGUCCUACCACAAAGUUACGCAAUCUUCGGAGACAGUUAGCCCGGCUCAAAGCCAAACUAAACAGGUAUCUUCACCCGGGUAAAAAAAAAUUCCCAAACUUCAUGUCGCCUGCCAAAAACACAGAUUCGGGAAACAGAGGUCAGCGUAGAAAAAUUGUCUGAGUUUAGGUUCGACACCGAAAACAAGAAAGAAGUGAGCUUUUACAAGCUCUCAGUUUGUGUACGCCUCAUCACGUACGAAUUAACGAAAAAUAUGAGCACGCUUGCUUAAUUCCUCUGUUCCUCGCAGCCUGAAAGCGUGGAAGGUUGGGGAACAAGUACCGCUCGGAGAUUUUAGGUUGAAGAAGCUGAAAACGGACUCCACGAGUGAAAACCCGCAAGGCAAAAAGAUACUUUAGAGGGCUCUGACCCGGUUAGUGUAAGCUCGUGAAUUUAGUAAUAAAAUUCAGUUUUGAUGUAAUAAAAGCAAAUCUUAAUGGCUAUUACAAGCCUU